Molecule: messenger RNA, 3333 nt
Organism: Penaeus chinensis
Lineage: Eukaryota; Metazoa; Arthropoda; Malacostraca; Decapoda; Penaeidae
Exons: 9
Coding region: 1-2610 (869 amino acids)
Cellular component (GO): membrane
Molecular function (GO): sulfotransferase activity
Source: RefSeq, a predicted model, not a curated record
AUGCAAAGCACAGCGAUAAAAACAACUACAGAGAAGACGAGCCACCCAAGCGCCGUCUCAGCUGGCCUGCAGUCUCGCUUCCUCGCACCCUUUCUCCUGACGACGUCCUUUUCGUCUCCUUACGCCGUUCCCCUCGCCUCCCGACGCCCCUUUUCGCCUCCUCACAUUCCUUCUUUUCUCCCCCACGCACCCUUCCUCUUCUCUCCUGUUCCUCUUGCUUGCGGGCGCUGCUCUUCUCUCCCGACGUCCCUUCCCUUCGUCUCUCGACGCCCCUUCCUUUUCCCUCCCGACGCCCCUUCCUUUUCCCUCCCGACGCCCUUUCCUACGGCCUUCAAGAUUGCGCCCCUCGAGUAUCACGAUGACCUCUACGACUGGCUCAACAGGCCGCGCUACUUCGUCAGCCGGCGUGGGAGUCUCGCGAACCCCAAGCAGCGUUUCCCUACGAAGAAGGAAGGUGUGAGAGGCCGCUUGGCCCGAAGCCAGUCCCUGCUGAGGAAGUUCCUAGCGAAGGGCAUCUCUUACGGCAACGGGCUGCUCUCUACAAGUGCUUCAUGGCUUCCUCCGCUGGUGCUGCCGAGGCUGCUCAAGAGACUCGCCGUGUGUGCUUGCGUCUUCAUCGUCAUGUGGGUUAUCUUCAACGGCCUCUUCCCCUCGAGCGCCGAUCAGGCUCAGAAAGAAGACGAAGCCGUAGUAGUCGCCAGAGGCCUUUCUUCGGACGACGCUCUCCUGCACUAUGACUUGGAAGAACUUCAGUCUCCCGAACGCCGAUAUAAUCUUUUCCGGAAGAUCUACGGCGGAGAACAGGCCGCUGGACAUCCCUACAGACAGCUCUACAAGAGACCACUUCCUGUGCAGGAGCCUAUCCCUAUGAUGUCACUUGCUCUUCCAGGUCAGCCACCAGAUGGCGCUGUUCCGGAUGGAGUCAACGACGUUCCUUCCGAUGACGUCGUCUUGAAGUACGAGGACGAGGCCUUGAAGACGAUCGACGGAAGGUACGGCCUCUUCGCGAAGAUUUACGGAAGGAGCGGUCGUAGGACCGGCUGGUUCCUCAACACCAAGCUCUACGGGGACCAGCCGGCCCAUUUCGGCCUGCCGGGGCAGCCUGUUGGCGUUCCCGGGCAGCCUGUUGGCGCUCUGGGACAGCCUGUUGUUGUUCCAGGACAGCCUGUUGGCGCUCUGGGACAGCCUGUUGUUGUUCCAGGACAGCCUGUUGGCGCUCUGGGACAGCCUGUUGUUGUUCCAGAACAGCCUGUUGGCGCUCUGGGACAGCCUGUUGGUGUUCCUGGACAGCUUGUUGGCGCUCUGGGACAGCCUGUUGGCGCUCUGGGACAGCCUGUUGGUGUUCCAGGACAACCUGAUCUAAUUCGGUAUCCUGGACAAAACAUCGGCUUACAAGGGCAGCUCCCUGGUCAGCCCGCUGUGAUUCCAGGCCAGCUUCCCGGCGGCGCCCCAGCUCAGCCAGCAGCCAUGCCAGGCCAGGCGAAGGUGCCCAAGGUCAGCCAGCAGCCAUGCCAGGCCAGGCGAAAAGGCGCCCAAGGUCAGCCAGGAAUUCUUCCAGGUCAACCGGUCGGUCAGCCCGUGCAAGUUCCAGGAAUCCAGGCUCUCGGGGCACCAGGUCAGCCUCCGGUUCAGGUCGCUGGAGCACCAGGUCAGCCCAGGGCCCCGGCGAAUGAAAACGGCGGCUUGGGCGAGAACCCUUUCAAUAAGUUCCCUGAAGGAGGAGCCGCCCAGCCCGCGGAAGGCGACGAAAGGGAAGCGGCAGCUGAGGACAUCGUGCCCUCAAGCAGGAAUGUCACCAUGCCCGCAACCCGCUUAGUGAUCUUCAGCGCCGUGCCCAAGUGCGGCUCUUCUACCACGGCCAGGCUCUUCAAAACUUUAAGUUCACUAAAUCGCUUCACGGCAAUGGUGCCCCAGAUACGCAUUCAACCUCGAUUAGCAGAACAACAGCGCGAAAUUCUGCUGAAGAAUCUGAUGACUCAUGCCCUGAAGGUACCCGUGGCCUACGUCAGACACCUCUUCUAUAUGGAUAACGUUAAACUGGGCUUCCCUCAAGUAUCCUGGAUGGCUAUAGUAAGAGAUCCUGUGGAACGCCUCAUCAGCCAAUUCUACUAUAUUAGGAUCGAAUCUCGCUAUGAUAAUAUCAAGCUACUCGAAGGAAGGAAACCAACCCAGGAAUUCUUAAACAUGACCCUUGACGAGUGCGUGCCGGCCAAGGACACGAGGUGCUGGUAUCGCCAAGGCACUCACCAGAUGUUGCAACUUUCCUUCUUCUGUGGACAAGAGACCUUUUGCCAGCUCGUCGGAAACCGCAAGGCGCUGCAGUUGGCCAAAUACCACGCAGAAACGCGGUACACUGCCGUGGGCAUAUUGGAAGAGCUGCCCCUCUCGUACAAGGUGUUCCAGCACUACCUGCCCUUGUUCUUCGCGAGGGCCACCACGCUCGAGGAGGGAACGGGCAAUAUGCGAUGGAACAGUCAAGACGAAAAGCCAGCAGUCUCUGAGCGGACGAAGAACUUGAUGAGGUCCUACUUGAAGGAGGACUUGGAAUUCUAUCAUUUCCUCAAGCAACGACUUUAUCUCCAAGCUGAAGCGAUAGCGAAACAGCAGUAGUUUUUUUUUUUUUUUUUUAAUUUAUUAUUAUCAUUAUUAUUUUUGUAGAUAUGGGUCCAUUUUUGUUUUGUUUAUAUAAAUGACGAGACUGCAGUAUGCCUGUGUUUGCUUUUUCACUUACGAAAAAGUGCAUAUUAUUUCUCUCUCUCUCUCUCCUUCCCUCCCUUUCUGUCUGCUUGUUUUGCAAUCAAGAAAAAAAUCGAGAAUACUUUAAACUUGGAAGAGAGCCUGUCUUUAAAGCCAACAAACAAACAGAUAAACAAACAAAUAAAAACAAAACAGAAGACAAUACAGUUUCUAAUUAAUGAAAAAAAAAAACGACUAUCAAAAAGUUAAAAGUCCAUAACUAGAAAUCAUAUGGAAGGAUUUUGAUUUCAAUGCAUCUGAACAGUCUUGUACCAACGCGUUAUAACGCCUUCUAACAUGAGCCCUUAAAUGCAGGUAAUAACGCAUCGCCGCCCAUUGGAAGUCAUGUGAUCUGAACCAGGUCAGAGCAACUCUUUUUACAUCUUCAACCGAUGGAAAAUUGGUACCUUUCAAUGAUUUUUUAAAAGUUUAGAAACAAAAUAGAAAUGGGAUGGGGCUAAAUCAUGCUGUAAGGUGAUGUACGAUUUCCCAUCGAAAUUCUUGUCUGCCGAACGCAGUGAGCGGUGCAUUGUCGUGGUGGAAGAGAAUGCGUUGAUGCAGCUUUACAGGGCGUUUUUUUAGGACAGUUUUCUCAAA